Mytilus trossulus (common blue mussel) is the source of this 1798-nucleotide messenger RNA. Its product is annotated as cytochrome P450 4F2-like. The record is from RefSeq and is a predicted model, not a curated record. The transcript has 13 exons. Gene Ontology annotation, molecular function: monooxygenase activity; oxidoreductase activity, acting on paired donors, with incorporation or reduction of molecular oxygen; iron ion binding. Bases 423 to 1745 code for a protein of 440 amino acids. Lineage: Eukaryota; Metazoa; Mollusca; Bivalvia; Mytilida; Mytilidae.
UUUGUACAUGUAAUACAAGUAUGAUACUUAGUGGCUCCUUAUCCAAGCGAUGACCUCGGUAAUAUUAAACUUGAUUAUAUAGGUUAUGUACGGAUAUUGUUGUAAACAAUUUUUUUUUACCUGUGUGUAGGACAUACAAUGUAUCAUUUUUAACGAAAUACACUGGAAUCCGCUUGUCUAUGAACAAAGUGUAGCAGUCAGCCGAGAAGCAGCUUAUUUUUGGAUCCAAUCGAAUGGAGUUGUUUUCCGGGUUCAUCGUAAAAGCAAUUUUGACAUCUAUAGUUAGUUAUGUUUUCUGGAAACUCUGGCAGUUUGCUACCAAGUAUAGGGAAUGGCGUAAAGUUACCUCUCAGAUGAGUGUGAUAGGACCUAUUCAUCCCUUGUAGGGAUCACUUCACAAAUUCAAAGACAUUGGAGAGUUCAUGACAAUCAUCAAAGAAAUUGUUUCAAAAGAGAGGUCAAAGAUCAUUGGUUAUUGGUUCAUGUUCUUCUUCCCCGAAUUUAACGUUGUUCACCCUGACUCGGCAAAAAUUCUGAUGAAAUCAUCCGAACCGAAAUCCAAUGGAUUUGGUGGUGCCUAUAUCAUGAUGAAAAGUUGGCUUGGCGACGGACUGUUGAUCUCAUCUGGAAAGAAAUGGGAAAGAAACAGGCGCUUGAUAACACCAGCAUUUCAUUUUGGCAUACUUAAACCUUAUGUUAGCAUAUACAAUAGUUCAACAGACAAAUUUCUGAAUAAUUUAAAAGAGUUUGCAGCGACAAGUAAACCUGUGGACAUUUUCACCUUGGUGUCUCUAGAAACAUUGGAUACAAUACUAAGAUGUGCCUUCUCCUAUGAAGGAAAAAUUCAAACAGAAGGGCUCAAGCAUCCUUACGUUGCCGCUGUUAGUCGAUUAGCUCAUUUACUGUCAGAAAGAUGGCUGCAGCCAUGGCUUUACUGGGAUACCCUAUAUUAUAUGACACCAAAAGGUAGAGAAUACAGAAAACUUUGCCAAUAUGUUCAUGAUUUUUCCGAGGGAGUGAUAAGAGAGAGACAACAAACCUUUCUUACAGAUGGUCCUCCAAGUAACCGCCAUCUUGACUUCCUCGACAUAUUGCUCACUGCCAAGGAUGACAAAGGAGUUGGCCUUUCAUUCGACGACAUACGAGCAGAAGUUGACACAUUUCUAUUUGAAGGGCACGAUACAACAGCAUCGGCAAUUAGCUGGGCUAUUUACCAUUUAGGAAAACACCAAAAGGAACAAGAAAUUGUAUAUUCAGAGUUGUCUGAAUUACUAAAUAAUAACAAGCAAGUGUCAUGGGAAAAUUUACAAAUCAUGCCACAGCUUACAGCCUUCAUCAAAGAGUCUAUGCGCAUGAUUGCACCUGUUCCAGGUGUUCAGAGACAACUGACGUCACCAAUGACCAUCGACAACGUCACGAUACCAGCAGGUUUAGUCGUUGACAUGGGUAUAUACAUGUUACAUCAUCACCCGGAUGUCUGGCCAGAACACGAUGUUUUUAAACCAGAAAGAUUUUUACUAGAAGACAUUACAGAGCGACACCCAUACAGUUUCCUACCAUUCGCAGCCGGAUCAAGAAACUGCAUUGGUCAACACUUUGCAAUGGAUGAGAUAAAAGUUGUUCUUGCAAGAUUAAUACAAAGAUACAAAGUGUUUCUAGUUCCAGACCACAAAUAUGAAAUUCAACCUGAACUAGUAAUGAGAGCGAAGUACGGGAUAAAAAUUACUGUAGAAGAACGAAAAUAAUGUAUUCAAGAUCUGUUCAUAUGUUAAAUAUAGCAACUAAAGUUGUAAAUGCA